AUGGGGGCAACAUUGAAUAGGUUUAGCCAGGAUAUCUCUUUGGUUGACAAGCAGCUUCCUCCGGCACUGGGCGACCUGAACACCCAGAUUUUCAAGCUUCUAGCGCAAAUGGUGCUCAUAUUGAGCAUUCAACCGUUGAUCAUAGCGACAAUUCCAAUCUGUUUCGUCUGCGUGUAUUUCAUCCAGCGAAUCUAUCUCCGAACGUCUAAACAACUUCGCAUCCUUGACCUGGAGUCCAAAUCACAUGUUUACACCAGUAUUAUUGACACAGUGAACGGUGCAACUACAAUCCGAGCUUUUGGCUGGCAGGAAAUCUUUCAGCACAAGCUCGAUAAGGCUUUGAAUCUUUCCCAAAAGCCUUCAUACCUGCUUCUCUGUCUGCAGUGUUGGUUGAAAGUUGCCCUUGAUUGCUUGAUUGCAUCGAUUGCGAUCACUCUCAUUGCACUCACUAUAGGAUGUAGAGACACUACAACUGGUGCCGAUAUUGGAUUGGCAUUCAAUCUCAUUAUAGUGGCAAACGGCACACUCUUGAAACUCGUGAAAUCAUGGGCAUCACUAGAGACCUCCCUAGGAGCCGUUUCUCGAUUGAGGAGCGUACAAGUCUCUCUAUCAAAUGAAGACGAGGCCUUGGUGGACAAUAUUUCGGUCUCCUAUUCUUCGUCGCCGGACCUUGCCUUGCGGAAUAUGUCUAUUCAAAUUGUUGCUGCCCAGAAAGUGAUUGUUAUGGGACGAACAGGAAGUGGAAAGAGCACACUCAUGCUUUCUUUACUCAAGCUUCUCAAUACCAAAGAAGGGAAGAUUGAAAUAGACGGUAUCGAUAUUGCUCAAAUUUCCUCAAGUGCUGUGCGCCGACGCGGGAUCAUCGCAGUGCCACAAGAUGGCUUCAAUAUCCCAACAGCAACCUUAAGAUUCAAUCUGGAUCCUUACCACAUGAACUCCGAAGAAGCAAUAAUCAAGGCCCUGAAGAAGACAAGACUUUGGGAAAGGCUCACAUCAGUUUCUAGUAAAAUGCAUGAAAACCCAGAUGAAGAACAAUUUGAACCUGCGAGAAUACUUGGCUUACCAAUGUCAUUAUUCCUACCGCUAUCUGCUGGUCAAUUACAGCUCUUUGCACUGUGUCGGAUGCUGCUGCGGGUAUGGUCAGACGUUUCGACGAAGCCUGUUAUUAUCUUGGAUGAAGCAAGCUCCUCCCUGGAUCUCGAAACAGAGUGCAUCCUCCAUGACAUUAUGGUGAAAGAUCUUUGUACCCAUACAGUUGUGAUGAUUGCCCACCGCAUUGAUGGAAUAAUCAGUGCUUUGAAGCCCGGGCAUGAUAAAAUGGUGACAAUAAAGGAUGGGCUGCUAUUGUCAGAAUCUUCGGUUAAUGGAGUCCGGUAG
Molecule: messenger RNA, 1377 nt
Organism: Penicillium odoratum
Lineage: Eukaryota; Fungi; Ascomycota; Eurotiomycetes; Eurotiales; Aspergillaceae
Product: ATP-binding cassette transporter
Exons: 6
Coding region: 1-1377 (458 amino acids)
Biological process (GO): transmembrane transport
Cellular component (GO): membrane
Molecular function (GO): ATP binding; ATP hydrolysis activity; ABC-type transporter activity
Source: RefSeq, a predicted model, not a curated record